AUGUCCUUUGGGAAAGGAGCGAUGGCAGCCAUCAGGAAGAAGCUGGUGAUCGUGGGAGAUGGUGCCUGCGGAAAGACGUGUCUGCUGAUUGUGUUCAGCAAGGACCAGUUCCCCGAGGUCUAUGUGCCCACCGUGUUCGAGAACUACAUUGCUGACAUAGAGGUAGACGGGAAGCAGGUGGAGCUGGCCCUGUGGGACACAGCAGGACAGGAGGACUAUGACAGGCUGCGGCCCCUCUCGUACCCGGACACAGAUGUUAUCCUCAUGUGCUUCUCCAUUGACAGCCCGGACAGCCUCGAGAACAUCCCCGAGAAAUGGACGCCGGAGGUGAAGCACUUCUGCCCCAACGUGCCCAUCAUCCUGGUGGGGAACAAGAAGGACCUGCGGAACGACGAGCACACGCGGCGGGAGCUGGCGAAGAUGAAGCAGGAGCCGGUGAAGCCGGAGGAGGGGAGGGACAUGGCCAACAGGAUCAAUGCCUUUGGCUACCUCGAGUGCUCCGCCAAGACGAAGGAGGGCGUGCGGGAGGUCUUCGAGAUGGCCACCCGAGCAGGCCUGCAGGUCCGCAAGAACAAGAAGCGCCGGGGCUGCCCGCUGCUGUGAGCAGCCCGUGCCCG
This is a messenger RNA of Nestor notabilis (Kea), 617 nucleotides long. Its product is annotated as rho-related GTP-binding protein RhoC. The record is from RefSeq and is a predicted model, not a curated record. Bases 1 to 603 code for a protein of 200 amino acids. The transcript is spliced from 5 exons. Lineage: Eukaryota; Metazoa; Chordata; Aves; Psittaciformes; Psittacidae. Gene Ontology annotation, molecular function: GTP binding; GTPase activity. Gene Ontology annotation, biological process: small GTPase-mediated signal transduction. Gene Ontology annotation, cellular component: neuron projection.